Molecule: messenger RNA, 5072 nt
Organism: Orbicella faveolata
Lineage: Eukaryota; Metazoa; Cnidaria; Anthozoa; Scleractinia; Merulinidae
Product: 3-galactosyl-N-acetylglucosaminide 4-alpha-L-fucosyltransferase FUT3-like
Cellular component (GO): membrane
Molecular function (GO): fucosyltransferase activity
Source: RefSeq, a predicted model, not a curated record
CCGAAACGUCGGCUUUUAACGUCAAUAUUCGCUUGUUAUUGCGUAUGUAAGAGAAAUUUGUAAAUCUCUCAUGUUCAAGUUUUGCACGCAUGUGAAUGUCUUUUGACGCCAAAAAUGUUAUACAAUGAAAGAUUGUGCGGAAUUUUAUUGUCGUUCGCAAAUCGUUGAAAAAUUCUCUCUAAAAUUGUCGCUGUGCAUUGCUAACCUCGAAAGGUUGAUACAGACCCGUUUCAUGUUUUUUGUUCUUCUCCGAGUCUCUUUGUUCAACCAGCUGAUUCAGCUGCUGCAUGCUUAAUUUACAAAUCUCUUAGCUAGAGGCCCGGCAAAAAACUUGAGCUCGAAAUUUGGUAGAAUUAUCUUCCUCAUCGCUGGAAGAAUUAUUAGAUUUUUUCAUAUUUUAGGGAAAAAAAAUAGGAAUUAUGUUUUGAAAAGUGGCAACCGUCCGCUGACAUCGAUGAAAAAAUUGCCGUGAAAAAGUACAAAUAAACAAACUGGCGUCAGCGUAAAUGGAUCGUGCGUAUUAGCCAGUCAGAACGCGCGCUUCACUAAGGCUUUGUUAUAAAUCUAUAUAUUAUGCAUGACCCACAAACAGUUGUAAUUGUCAUUUAUAAGUUUUCACUACAAAUACUUCACGGCCAGAGCUUUUGUUUUGCAGUUAGAGCUUCGAGAGUUUGCGAUGAAUCGGAUGAAGAAACAUUUUUUGUGGCUGUUAUUCUUCACCGCCGUUGUGCUUGUUUGGUUCAUUUACAAUGAAUCAAUGUACCAAAAUAAUUUUGAAAUCACUGUUCUGAGACAGACAACAUUGCCACGAAACGAGCCUCAAAUGGUAUUGAUUUACACCAGUUUUAAUGGUCGUUUGCCGUGGCCAGGGCUGAAAAAUUCUCAAGACUUCACUCAAUUUAAAGGCCAGAAAUGCCGGGAAACCAACUGCAAGCUAAGUUAUGACAAGCGAGACUUCACGAAUAGCAAGGUCGUGAUUUUUCAUUCGUAUAACAUGCCUUCUCGAAAAGAAAUGUUUGAUCUCCAACAAAGAAGACCGCAAGAUCAAAUCUGGGUUUAUUUCACGCUCGAAAACCCAAUCGUGACGUCAUACAUCGCCCCUCACAAGAAUCGUCGUGAUCUGGACAACGUUUUCAAUUGGACAAUGAAUUAUAUGCGAGAUUCGGACAUCUACCAUCCAUAUGGCUUUUACUUGCCUUUAAACCACAGUGAAUUUACCCCGCUGAGCAGCAGUAUAAAUCAUGCGAAAGGCAAGAGUAAGCUUGCAGUAUGGACUUGUAGUGGUCACGGACAAAUUGUCAAUGAAAGAAAACUUCGAGUUCUGUAUGUACGUCAACUUAGGAAACACAUACCAAUAGAUGUAUACGGCAAGAGUGCAAUAUAUUUUCAUCAACCAAGUUUGAAGGAGACGUGCAUUAAAGAUAAAGCUUAUGCAACUCCAGACUGCAGAUCUCUUUUGCAAAACUACAAAUUUUUUCUAGCUUUCGAAAACAUGAACUGCGAAGACUAUAUCACUGAGAAAUACUGGUGCACCCCCCUUGAACUUGGUUUAGUUCCUGUAGUUAUGGGGGGAGCAGACUAUAAAGCUCUCGCUAUACCAGGUUCCUAUAUAAACGUGAUGGAUUUUCCGUCUAUUAAAAAGCUGGUAGAGUAUUUGUUGUUUCUUGAUCAAAAUGAUAACGAAUAUAAUCGAUAUUUUGAAUGGAAGAAGUAUUACAAAGUUGGCGGUUGUUUAAGACCUAAGCUGAACAUGUCAAAUAAUUAUCCUUGGAUGUGCGAAGUUUGCGCCGCUGCAGAUAACCAUUCGCUUGCAAAGAAAACCUACAGGAAGAUACAAGACUUUUAUAAUCCUGACAAACGAUGCGCCAUACAAUAUUCAAGGCUUAACGAAAUCAUCUCAGAAGCUGCGGAAAUCUCACUUAAAGAGACACUGGACCGGCAGACACCCAGACCAUCUAAAAAGACAGACGCCCUGGACACUAACAUGCUCGCACGUGGACAAACAGACACUGGUGAAAAGAAGGGUAACAAGAAAAAUCAAUAAGUAAAUGGUUUUUGGUAGCGAGAUUAGCAGGAUCUGUAAAUAGUUGGACCCCUUGUUAUGAUCAGCUGCCAUCCUUCCACCUGACGGUUACGAUGUAACCUCAACUUUCCGCCUACCUGUGUUUAUUUCAUCAAUGUGUGUGUGCGCGGCAAACUCACGUACCAAGAGUUUCUUUAUUCUAUGGACAGUGGUACUCGGGGGGUGGGGAGACUCCCAUGCAUAUGAAAAGGUCGUCGUCUCGCUUUGGGUUGUAAAUCUAGGAUUUUGGUCUCACCUAGGAUGUUCAAGACAAAACGUCACUAUUUUUAGCUGUCAAUAUCUUUUAUGGUACACUGUAAGAGAUAACAAUUAAGAAAACACUCUCAUUUCCGUGUUUAGGCUCGAAUUCCUCCGAUCUCUCGAGACCGGACCACUAGCAUCCCCGACCUUUUCAUAUGGGAGACCCCGCUGGACUGGGGAACAAGACUUGUUUUGCCUGAUGGGGUCACUUCUAAUGUUACCCGGUUGUAAUGUCCACCAGAAGCUCGUGAAAAUUCCGAUAACGAACCCUGAAAAUACCAUGCCUAAAGGCAUAACUCCAACACAGGCACAUACCAAUAACGAUUUAGUUUCCUGUAGUCUGCGUGGCCGGCGCGAUUUCGUGCGCGUGUGAUUUGUUUCCCGAAAGCAGAGUCUCAAACGAAAGAGGCAAAGUCGAGAGGAGAAUGCUGAGUAGUCAAGUUUCCUCACGGCUCUCUGUUUUGUUUCCGAAAGUCCUCGAGCGCGAAAUCCCACCGGCUACACUACGCUACGCCUGUCAUCGCUCGCAACGCAUAGACAUAUCGAGAGAAAAAUAGGAUGAGAAAGAAACUAUUUUGUAGCCUAUAGAGUAAGUAGAACUAAAUUACACAAAAUUGCGCUGCUAAUAUGGACAUUCUCGUCUUCAAAGCCGCCCGUCUCUCUUAGCCGGCGGGACGGGUGGGAGCUUCUCGGCAAUUCGUUGCCUUGCUCCGUCCUCGCGCGCCAACCGCGUACCAUAGAGAUUUUGAGAAAAUAAUAUGACGAGAGAAAAACUGUUUUGCAGCCUGUAUACCCAUUUCAUUAAUCACUGCCACCUAUAGAUUCUCUUGUAAGUAUUAAACUAGCCUUACAAACGUCGUUUUUCAGUUGAUAAUUCAAAGGAAUUCUUACUCUCAAACGAGGUUAGUGAGGCUAAUUUAAAUGCAUGCAAAAUAAUUUUAAACUGAUAGCCAUUUAUGAAAAGGGUCUAUAGUGUAAGUGAAACAAAAUUCAAAUUGCACUUCUAAUAUGGACAUUUUCGCCCUAACAGCUGCUCGUCUCUCUUUAAGAGAGCCGGCGGGACCUUGACGGGACAGCUGACUCUUACGGAUUGUUAUUAGGAGUGCACGCUGAAGACAAUAAAUAGAAAAUACCAAAACAAUUUUGGGUAAUUGAGAAGGCUGACACUGUAUUUGCUAAAGGUUUGGCUUGUUUUAAGUCAGAUGUCUAGUUUAAACACCAACUGAUGGUUAUCUAAUCUGCAGCUGAUCUUCAUAAUCACUGCAUCACUGCAUUUCUUUCCCGUAUUUAAGUCCCGCAGCAUUUUAACAUCGUUACGUAAAUUUACGAUUUUAGAAAAUUCUUGAUCGAGAUAAAAUUACAAUGGGAUUAUAAAAGUGUUAGAGAGAAAGCUAAUGAUACGGCUGAUGACUAUAAAAAACACUAAGUAAUUUUUUCAGCUAUUUUAAUUUUUCUUCUAUCAAACGGUUAAAGAGAAAGCCAAAAAUAACUGAAUUGUUCUUCGAUUUUACCUUAGGCCAUCUCUGUAAGAUGUUUCGUUUCUUGCCCGACCGACCCAAUUUAGACCUUGUUAUCUGCUAUCCUCUCUUGGGUGUUCCAAGUUUAAAAGGCUUUGUGUACAUCUUCAAGAAGCUCUGGCAAGUACACCUUUUAGAGUGAAAGUAGCUUGUGCCAAACUGCAUGGCUGUCAUGGGGAAAGUUCCCUUACAGUCAUAUAUUUUACGGUAUCUUCUGAUUAGCCGGCGAGCAGGGUUUGUUAAGGUACCUCUUUUCUCGGUUUUUCACUUUCACAACCAACCCAGUUUCACGAAAGAGAGCGCAACGAGAUACAAAGCAUUUUAUGGGAAUGAUUUUAUCUGUAAUCUAGCCAUUUGGUUAUGGCUUGUUCUAACAAACUAAUUUUGUCAUAUUUGGUCACAUUAUUAAAACAAAAUAUGCUGUUAAAAUGUGCCCUCUGUGAACUACGUUAAUUUAAAGAACAGUUUACGCUGAACAACUAGCAAUUCAAAAUUUCGCAUGGCCGUAUAAACCUAGGAUGACGUAUAGCAAGUCUGACGUUAAAUUCGGCAAAAUGAAUACGCAUAAACCCGUUCGUUGACAGAUGAGAGACUAUGGAGCAUACAACAUUAUCAGGACGCCCCCACACCAGCGAUGCAAACGUCGAUCAAUCAAUAAUUUCGCAUUUUAUGUGUAAAUAAGAGUCAUCUAGAACAGCCCUCUAACAGAAUAAUUUAUGUCAAAAUAUCUCUCCAUCCCAAAAACAAACAACAACAAAAAUCCGCGUCACUGUUUUCACCUAAUUUGGUGAUUCUUAUAACUUGUUUUUAGCGGAGGAAGGCUAAAAGAUGCACCUAAAUGUAAAACCCACGUGCAAAGUCGUUGUUCUGCUUAUUGAAUCUUUUGUUUGCCAUACGUUUUAAUUGCCUUCGUGAUUUGUGAAAGCUCUCUUGGCGGUACAUCGAAUUUUUACUUAGUGUAAUUUGUUUUUAAUUAAAGGAAAAUUCGCGAGAGGCUUCAGUUUCAGGUGUAUACUUACCUUUCGAUUCGCUGAGUCAGUUGAGAGAUGCCAUCGACGCCAUCUUGAACAAUGCGAAUGAGAGAUUACAAAGUUUGAUGGACGGUUGCACAGUUCGCUGUCGUUUCAUUAUAUGCAGUGGUAAACAGGAACACUAAAAAAUCACAGCAACAAAAUCUUUGCUUCCGUUGUACUACCACUGCAUUUCUUUUUCUUAUUUUUCACACGCAUUUU